This is a messenger RNA of Toxorhynchites rutilus septentrionalis, 591 nucleotides long. Its product is annotated as odorant receptor 67d-like. The transcript has 3 exons. NCBI's taxonomy places the organism in Eukaryota, Metazoa, Arthropoda, Insecta, Diptera, Culicidae. The record is from RefSeq and is a predicted model, not a curated record. Gene Ontology annotation, molecular function: odorant binding; olfactory receptor activity. Bases 1 to 591 code for a protein of 196 amino acids. Gene Ontology annotation, biological process: detection of chemical stimulus involved in sensory perception of smell; sensory perception of smell. Gene Ontology annotation, cellular component: plasma membrane.
AUGGGUGCCGCAGGCUUAGCAUUCUUCGACGGGAUGUUCAUGACGUAUGCUGCGAAUCUUAUUGGAUAUGUUGAAGUGUUCAGACAUGAGUCUAAUGAACUGAACGAGAUGUUAGUUGAACAGCAAAGGGAGAAUAGUACCGAGAAAAAAGAAAUGAUCCGAGAAAAAUUAAGACACAUUCAGCUCCAACAUCAGGAUAUUAUUCAUUACGAGUGUAAUCUUCGAGACAAAUACUUUUACGUGUGUUUCACGCAUGUUACGACAUCGGUGGUCGGUAUAACCGUCGCGUUGUCACUUGUGUACUUGGAAAAGUAUGUCCCAUGCUAUGCGAUCCUCGGGAUGUUUAUGGUGCAACUGUUGGUAUUUUGCGUUCUGGGUACAAUUCUAACCCUGAAAAACGAAGACAUGAUUACGAUACUUUACGACAUCAAUUGGUACAUGCUGGAAAAGCCGGAGAAAAUGGAUCUACUGCACAUGCUGCACCGUAGUCAGAAUGUUGUUGAACUGUCCGUCGGAGGUUUGACUCCUAUGAAUAUGAUAAUGAAGCGAAUCUACUCUUAUUUCAUGAUGUUGGUCAAUUUUGUAAACUAG